AUGUUCCCAGUUGUUGCGGUAUUUAUGAAAGCACCGUUCCCGUUGGUCUAUCGAGGAAUCGAAACAAUUCUUGGCUUUGCCAUCCUACAAGCAACUUUAUCGUAUUUCAUCGGCUGCUGCACGAUGUUCUUCAUCGAGUUACCGUUCAUGGAUAUCGAGAAAACAUUCCGGGAAAGGCGGAAUAUUUGUCAAGAUGGUCAUGCAAAGGAAGCAAUCGGGCAGCUAGCAUAUAUCAGUGCAACUAAAAACGAUACCACCCGAGAUAGUUUAUUAUCAAAUAAAUAA
This is a messenger RNA of Gongylonema pulchrum, 285 nucleotides long. Lineage: Eukaryota; Metazoa; Nematoda; Chromadorea; Rhabditida; Gongylonematidae. The record is from the annotation of a GenBank genome assembly.